UGCAAGGACAGUCUGGUUUGUAAAUUUGGAGUGUUAGAUUGUACCCAAUAUUUGCAUAUACAGUGAAACCAUAUACACACAAAAUUCGACACUUUUUUAACGACUCUAUUGUUCCAGUUUAUGUCGUCUAUAAAAUUAUGAAAAAGAUUGACCGAUUGGUUUGUGUGGAGGACUUUGCUCAAGAAGCGAAGCAAGUAUUAGCAAAGAAUGCCAAGGACUAUUUCACAUCCGGUGCGGACGAUGAGAUCACCGUGGUACAAAACACGGAAGCUUUCUCCAGGUUGCUGAUUCGACCAAGAGUGCUGAGAGAUGUAUCGGUCAGAAAUCUGUCAACUAUGAUCCUUGGAAAAAGUGUCAAAGUUCCGCUGGGCGUUUCUCCCUCAGCCUUCCAAGGACUGGCUCAUUCCGACGGAGAAUGUGGAUCUGCUAAGGCCGUUGAAGCCAUUGGGGGCAUCUUCAUUUUGAGCGUGUUUGCAACCAAGAGUUACGAAGAGAUUGCAGCUGCUGCUCCAAACGUUAGGCGUUGGUUCCAAUUUUACAUGCAUAAAGAUCGAUCCUUGACUCGUGGAAUAAUUAACCGAGCACAGAAAGCUGGGUUUGAAGCAAUUGUGCUAACGCUGGAUGCACAAUCCGUGGGCAAUAGACGAAGCAGUCGGAGAGAUCCAUUGGAGUUCCCGUCCCAUUUAAAAUUGCCCAACGCCACUCCGGAUGCUGCACAGAAGGAAUUGAAAAUUUUUGAGCUUCAUGACAUAAUGGAUCACGGCGUUACUUGGGAGGCUGUAUCUUGGUUGAAGAGCAUAUCCAAUUUGCCGUUGGUUGUUAAAGGGAUUCAGACAGUGGAGGAUGCCAUAAUUGCUGUCAGUCACGGAGUCGAUGCCAUUUUUGUCAGUAAUCAUGGUGGACGACAAGUUGAUACGGCCGUGCCAACUUGUGAUAUCCUACCAGAGAUUGUGAGGACGGUGAAAGGCAAGUGCGAAAUAUACGUGGAUGGUGGCGUCCGUCGUGGCACCGACAUAUUCAAGGCGUUGGCCCUUGGCGCAAACAUGGUCUUUGUGGGUCGACCAAUCGUGUAUGGCUUAGCUGUCGGUGGAACUGUGGGUGCCACAAAAGUUAUGCACAUUUUGAGGGAUGAGCUCGACCUCACGAUGGCUUUGUCAGGAGUGUCCAAUGUGUCAGAACUUACACCUUCUUAUGUGAAUCGGGUUCCUGGGCAUUCACAUUUAUAAUUCCGGUUAUGUGAAAUACAAAAUUUUUGUAUUUACGACAAGUAAUUUUUUAUGUAGAAGUUUAAAUCUAUUUCGAAAUAUAAAUUUGUUAUGUGAGAAU
Messenger RNA from Folsomia candida, 1326 nucleotides. Its product is annotated as peroxisomal (S)-2-hydroxy-acid oxidase GLO3. The record is from RefSeq and is a predicted model, not a curated record. NCBI's taxonomy places the organism in Eukaryota, Metazoa, Arthropoda, Collembola, Entomobryomorpha, Isotomidae. The coding region runs from base 138 to 1226 and encodes 362 amino acids. Gene Ontology annotation, molecular function: FMN binding; oxidoreductase activity. The transcript has 9 exons.